This is a messenger RNA of Agelaius phoeniceus (red-winged blackbird), 2277 nucleotides long. RefSeq names its product coenzyme Q6, monooxygenase (gene COQ6). Gene Ontology annotation, molecular function: FAD binding; 4-hydroxy-3-all-trans-polyprenylbenzoate oxygenase activity. Lineage: Eukaryota; Metazoa; Chordata; Aves; Passeriformes; Icteridae. Gene Ontology annotation, cellular component: mitochondrion. The record is from RefSeq and is a predicted model, not a curated record. Gene Ontology annotation, biological process: ubiquinone biosynthetic process.
GUCAAGAACUGAUUAAUGGAUUCUUCUGCAAGCUUUUAUGUUGCCACUCCCUUUGUGCUCAGUUCCUCCUGAGGUGAAAGCUGCUUACGUGGGCACCUACUGACCCAUCCUCCCUGCUGUGACUACACCUGUGGCCAGUGUUCUGGCACUAUACACCCGCAUUUUGGGACAUCAUGCUCCGCCUCCUCCCUGGCCAGAGGGAGAGGGAAUCCUGCACCCCAUCCUGCCAUCCGUACCAGAUAUCGUCCUACCUGAGAGCCUCCCUCAGCUUCUCACGCAGAACUUCCGCCUCCCUCCUGAAACCCUCCAGCUCCUCAUCUUCUUCGAACACGCCGAGGUCACCCCAUAACUCUGCCUGGCACGGUACGCCCGGUUCUAACGGAGACCGCCGGCCCCCCAUCCCGAUAGGAUGCUCCCAGCUCCUUGCCCGGCGGCGGGAAACGCAGGAGUCGGCGCGUUACAACCUGAGGGGACGUCGCGUAACCUGGAAAAAACGAAAGGAAUUGGGAAGUGCGGGAUCCGGGGCUGCGACCCCGCCUCCCCGCCCGGGAGCGCCGCGGCUGAGCCCCCUCUCGUCCGCGGGCCGCCGCCUCAGCCCGCCCCGGCCCGCACCAAUCAGCGCGGCCAGCGGCACUCGGGCCCGCCCACUCCUCCGCAGACAGCCAAUCAGACGCGAGGCCGGCGGCGCGCACAGCCGUUGUCAUGGCUCCGCUCGCCACUUCCGCCGCCGUCAGUUCCGCGGCGAUGGCGGCGCUGCGCGGGCGGGCGCUGCUGGCCCCGCUCGGAGCGCGGCUCAGGGCCGGGCCCCGCGCCCCGUUCCGCUCUGCCGCCUCUAACCCGCCGCUCUACGAUGUGGUGGUGUCGGGCGGGGGCAUGGUCGGGAGCGCCAUGGCCGCCGUGCUGGGGCAUGACAUCCACUUCCAUGAUAAAAAGAUUGCUUUGCUGGAGGCUGGUCCUAGGAAAGAAUAUGAUCACAUGCCAGACAGUUACAGCAACAGGGUCAGUUCCAUCUCCCCAGGAUCAGCUACCCUCCUAAGCAGUUGUGGUGCCUGGGAUCACGUCUGCAGCCUGAGACUCAAACCCUUCCGGCGAAUGCAGGUGUGGGAUGCUUGUUCAGAAGCCAUGAUCGUUUUUGAGAAAGAUGACUUAGAUGACAUGGGUUACAUAGUGGAGAAUGAUGUCAUUAUGUCUGCUCUCACGAAACAGUUAGAUGCAGUAGCAGACCGGGUGGAGGUCUUCUACAGGAGCAAAGCAGUUGGGUACACCUGGCCCCUUCCUUCCCAUGGCUGUGACACAAGCCCUUGGGUCCAAGUUGAGUUAGCUGAUGGACGCAGACUUCAGACCAAGCUGCUGAUUGGUGCAGAUGGUCAUAACUCUAUGGUCCGGAAGGAAGCUGAAAUUAAGAACAUUGAACAUCAGUAUGACCAGUCAGCUGUGGUGGCAACUCUCCAUUUAUCUGAGGCCACAGACAACAAUGUAGCAUGGCAGCGGUUCCUUCCCACAGGGCCAAUUGCGCUUCUUCCGCUGUCUGACACUGCCAGCUCUCUGGUCUGGUCUACAUCUCAUGACCAUGCAUCGGAACUUCUUGCCAUGGAUGAGGAAAGUUUUGUGGAUAGCAUCAACUCUGCCUUUUGGAGCAACAUAAACCACUCUGACUUCAUUGACACUGCUGGGGCCAUGUUUCGUUCUGCCAUUUCGCUGCUGAAGCCCUCAGGGACUGCAGUCCGUCAGCUGCCCCCAAGUGUUGCUGAGGUGGAUGCAGGGAGCAGAGCCAUGUUCCCCCUGGGGCUGGGCCACGCCACAGAGUACGUCCGGCCCCGCGUGGCUCUCAUCGGGGAUGCAGCACACAGAGUCCACCCACUUGCAGGACAAGGAGUGAACCUGGGCUUUGGUGAUAUUGCAUGUUUAGCUCAUCACCUCAGUGCAGCAGCCUUCAACGGGAGCGAUCUGGGCUCCUUAAAACACCUCCUCAAGUUUGAAACAGAACGUCAGAGGCAUAAUGUCUCCUUGUUAGCUGCUACUGAUGUGCUAAAAAGGCUGUACUCUACCACACUGGCUCCUCUGGUGUUGCUGAGGACAUGGGGAUUGCAAGCAACAAAUGCCCUGCCUCCUGUCAAAGAGCAAAUCAUGGCUUUUGCCAGCAAGUGAUCUGUUGUCAGUCUGCCUGUCAGUCAGCAGCUUGCCUAUGAAUGCCUUGCCCUUAAAAGGACUGUGACUUACUUGAAUCUUUGAACUUUUAUUUUAAUUUACAAUAAAACUGAGGGAUUGAGCUGUGUA